AUGGAAUUUCAAAAUUUGUUGGAAGGCAUUGAACAAUUUCCCAUCAACAAAACAAUCUCUUUAAGCUCUGACAAAAAAGUCCUGGCUUAUAUAAAGGAAUCUGACCAGGUUCUAGAAGCUUGUUUUGCUACAAAUCAGGAAGCUCUCAUUCUUCACUGGGGAAUUGGAAUAAAACAUCCAACAGAAUGAGUUUGUCCUAUUGACAUAGAAGGUAUCAUCCCUCCUGAAAAUUCUCUCAAAUUCGAUACAAAAGCUGCUCAAUCCCCCUUCGCUGAAGUUUCUGAGUCUCUUUAUCAAUUGAAUAUUCUCAUUGACAAAGCUCAUCUCCCUAAAAGGAUAAAUUAUGUAUUCAAGACCGAAAACCAAUGGUUCAAUAACAAUGGAAAUAAUUAUGAAUUAUUGCUUUUCAGAGACAAAUCAUUGCCUGUUGGUGAAGAAGGCGAAUUAGUAGAAAAUAUUAUUAAAGUAGAAACAGUGAAUAAUUCAUGAUGCCUAAUGCACAGAUUUAACCUCUGCAAAGACUGAAUCAGAAGGCUUGGAAAUGGCAAUGUCCAUCACUUAGCCUGGAUUUACGUAUGGAUGAGAUACUCAGAACUGAGAAAAUUAGACUGGGCGCGAAAUUAUGGAACAAGGCCAGCCUUACUAGCUGCAAGCCAAAAAGAACUCACUUUAACAAUAACUGAGCAAGCUUUAUCAGCUUCUAAAGAAGGCUUACUUAAUCCUUUGAUACUUCUAAGGAGCACUUUAAGCACCUUCGGCAAAGGAGGAGACAAUGGUCAAAGAAUCCGUGACCAGAUUUUAGAAAUUAUGCAUAGACAUAAAAUAGGUGAAACCUAUGGAACUUAUAUGGAACAAUGGCACCAGAAAUUGCACAAUAAUACCACUCCUGAUGACAUUGGGAUUUGUGAAGCCACAAUUGCCUUUAAUGAGACAAACAAUAUGGGAAAAUUCUGGGAAGUUUUAAACAAGCAUGGAAUCACCAGGGAAAGAUUAGCUUCAUUUGACAGGCCAAUUACAACUCAGCCUUCUUAUAUGCCGUUUUUGAUAUAGCGCUUUCCUGAGGAUGGCGCGGAAUGGCGCCAUCCUCGGGAAAGCCAGGAAGGCAUCCACACGGGAACUGGGAGUUCCACGUGUGGAUGCCAUUUUGACAUGUGGAAGUUUGGAUCCCACAUGUCAAAAAUGGCAUCCACACGUGGAACUCCCAGUUCCCGUGUGGAUGCUUAGUUGACUUUCCCGAGGAUGGCGCCAUUCCGGUCCAUCCUCGGGAAAGCGCUAUACCUGAUUUGCAUAAUUACUUAGCUUUACUUAAAUCUGUCCAUUCAGGGACUGAUUUAAAUACAAGCAUUGAUGCUGCGAGGCAAUUUCUAAAUGAUGAAAUAAACCAAAAAUUAAAUGAAAUUAUGGGAAACUUAAAUCACUGGGACAAAAUCCCUCAGAUUGAAAGAGCUAUACAAGCUAGAAUUGGUAUCAACAGAUCUUUUGACAGAAGAAACCUUUUUACGUGCAGGGAAUUAUUAUAUUGUGAUAUGGCUCUUGAAGCUUAUAUAAGGCAAAUUGUUGAGUCAAUUCUUCAUUGUAGUAUUGGUACAAAGCACCUGAUGAGAGAGCUAAAUUUAUUAUUAGAAAAUUCUUUAUUAACCUGUGAAAACCAAGAAUUUGUUGUGGCUAGUAAUGAUUGGAAAAGCAUAAUGGGGAGAUUUUCAGAAUCAUUUGAAAAUAAUGUAGAUCAAGUACUUAAACUUAAAGCGGCAGCUGAUAGACUGUCAAGAGUUUUAGGGUUAUCUGUUGACGCUUAUAAUCAAAUUAUUGACCCUAAAGCUAAAUAUUUAGGAAAUAAUUUUGGGGUUGAUGAAGAUACUGUAGACAUUUUUACUGAAGAAAUGAUAAGAGGCUCCAAUUUAUCACCAUUGUCAGUUAUCUUGAAAAAAAUUGAUAUACAGUUUAGAGCUUUAGCAAAGCUAAAACCUUGGCAAAUUAUCAGUCCUGGACAAAAUUCUCAAGGAAGGCUGCUCCAAGUAGAAUCCUUGCAUGAAGUUUCAUAUGAAGUAUAUAAAGAGCCGAUAAUUUUGCUAGCUCAUAAGGUAACGGGAGAAGAAGAAAUUCCUGAAGGAGUAAAAGGGAUUAUUUCGUGCACUGAAUUAGAUGGAUUAGCCCAUGUUUCGGUUCGUGCUAGAAAUGUCAAGGUAUUGUUACCCUAUUAUUUUUAUUUUUUUUAAAAAUAUAUACUAAUUUAUAAUUUUGAAAAAAAUUGGCUGGAGGAUUUAGCCAUUUGUUAUGAUGAAAAUGAAAUCAGAAGAAUCCAAGAAUUUGCUGGGAAUCCUGUAAAUGUAGCCUUGACAAGUGGUGGAGUUAAUAUUACUAGAAUUGACCAUCUAGUUGUAGAAGAAAAAGUCAAUAUAGAAAGACCAGACGUUAAAAAGCCAAACCAGCUUAGAAAAAUUGCAAUCAGUGCAAAUGAAUUUGGAGAUGGCAAAACAGGAGCAAAGGGCAAUAACUGUCAAUUUUUAAGACAAUCUUUGCCAGAAAGAAUAGGAGUCCCUCGCCAAGUUGCUCUUCCAUUUGGGGUUUGUGAAUAUGUUUUAUCGCUACCUAUAAACUCAGAAAGACUUAUCAAUCAUAAUACUUUGAGUGACCAGCUUGACGAAGUCGGUCUUGACAAGUCAGCAGAAGAAAUUUUAUCAAAAUUACGAGAAAUUAUUUUAAGUUUAGAAAUUGAUGAAGAAAAUGCAGGAAUCAUCCAAGAGCAAUUAGCAUCAAUAAACUUGCCAAGAAAUCAAUGGCAAGAUGCAUUUUCCGCUAUAAAAAAGGUAUGGGCUAGCAAAUAUAAUGAAAGGGCUUAUUUAAGCACCUUGAAGGCAAAAAUUUCUUUGAGAGACGUAUAUAUGUCAGUUUUAUGCCAAGAGGUGAUAGAAGGCCAAUAUGCUUAUGUUCUCCAUACAAAAGACCCGUUUACUAAUGAUUCAACUCAUAUUUAUGGAGAAAUUGUAUUAGGGCUUGGGGAAACUCUUGUUGGGGCUUAUGAAGGCAGAGCAUUUUCUUUUAAAGUCAAUAAAGCAGCAUCAGAAUUUACUAUUGAAAACUACCCUAAUAAAUCUGUAGCUUUAUGUGGGGCUGGAUUUAUAUUUAGAUCAGAUUCUAAUAGCGAAGACUUGCCUGGCUUUGCAGGGGCAGGACUUUUUGAUAGCCAUAUUAUGAAUAAGCCAGUGGAAAGAGUCGUUUCAUAUGGAGAGGAAAAAUUAUACCAUGAUGAAGAAUUUGUAAGGGAAAUUGUUUUUAAGCUGAGGGAGUUAGGGAAUGUAAUAGAGACUGCAUUUAGUGGGGUUGCACAGGAUAUAGAAGGUGUAAUUUCUGAUGGAAGAAUUUACGUUGUGCAGUCAAGACCACAAGUUUAG
Molecule: messenger RNA, 3392 nt
Organism: Blepharisma stoltei
Lineage: Eukaryota; Ciliophora; Heterotrichea; Heterotrichida; Blepharismidae
Source: the annotation of a GenBank genome assembly